AUGAUUUUUAAGAUGAAUACCUACCUUGGCGAUAAAUCAAAUUCAUCGAUACCUGGAUAUUUGAAAGUGUCUGCACUAAAUAAUGGCAAUCUUUCUGCAAACAACUCCAAUGAGACAGCAAGCAAUCUGGAUUCACCUGCCUUGGAUAUCAGUAGGGCAAUAAUUGUGGGGCUUAUCCUAGGUGCCUUUAUACUCUUUGCUAUUAUAGGUAAUAUCUUGGUAAUUCUCUCUGUUGCUUGCAAUAGACAUUUAAGAAUACCUACAAACUAUUUCAUAAUUAACCUCGCAAUAGCAGAUUUGUUGCUGAGUUUUACUGUCCUUCCAUUCUCUGCUACACUGGAAAUCCUUGGCUACUGGGUUUUGGGGAGGAUAUUUUGUGAUAUCUGGGCAGCAGUUGAUGUGCUAUGCUGUACAGCUUCUAUUUUAAGUCUAUGUGCAAUUUCUAUAGAUAGAUAUAUAGGAGUACGUUAUUCUCUCCAGUAUCCAACUUUGGUAACAAGAAGAAGGGCAAUUUUAGCUCUCCUAGGUGUCUGGGUCCUUUCCAUGGUGAUUUCUAUUGGGCCUCUUUUGGGCUGGAAAGAACCAGCACCCAAGGACGAUAAAGAGUGCCGUAUCACUGAAGAACCAUUCUAUGCUUUGUUUUCUUCCUUGGGGUCAUUUUACAUUCCUUUAAUCGUCAUCCUUGUGAUGUACUGUCGGGUCUAUAUAGUGGCAAAAAGGACUACUAAAAACCUGGAAGCUGGGGUUAUGAAAGAAAUGUCCAACUCCAAGGAGCUGACUUUACGGAUUCAUUACAGGAACAUUCAUGAGGACGCAUUAAACAGCACCAAAUCCAAGGGUCACAAUCCCAGGAACUCCUUAGCUUUCAAACUUUUUAAAUUCUCUAGAGAAAAGAAGGCAGCGAAGACGUUGGGAAUUGUGGUUGGCAUGUUUAUCUUGUGCUGGCUACCCUUCUUCAUUGUUCUGCCACUAGGAUCUCUGUUUUCAGCUCUGAAGCCCCCUGAAACGAUCUUCAAGGUGAUUUUUUGGCUUGGCUACUUUAACAGCUGCUUGAAUCCAAUCAUCUACCCUUGCUCAAGCAAAGAGUUCAAGAGGGCUUUUAUACAGAUCCUAAAAUGCCAAUGCCACCGUCGAAAGCAGUUGGGGUGGUGGGCCUACAGCUACAGAAACUGGAAUCGGUGCUCCUUUGAACACCCUAGGAAGGACUCUCUGGAAGACAGCGGGAGUUUCCUAAGUGGCAGUCAGAGGACAUUAUCUUCAGCAUCUCCCAGCCCCGGCUACCUAAGCAAAAUCACUCACCCACAUAUGGAGAUGUGCACAUUCCAAGAAUGGAAAAACAGCUCUUUCCUGAGUCCCUUACAGGAAGGCAGCAGACAAAAGGACCCAUGCCAGUUCUUUACCUUCAAUCUCUUAACAGAGCGCAAUGGACACGUUCCUGCUGGCAGCCAAGCUUCCAGCAAUGGGGACCAUGAGACCAUCUGUGACACACUGAAUGGCAAAACCGACUGUAGAGCAAACAUGAUGCUGGAAUGA
Molecule: messenger RNA, 1533 nt
Organism: Charadrius vociferus (killdeer)
Lineage: Eukaryota; Metazoa; Chordata; Aves; Charadriiformes; Charadriidae
Gene: ADRA1B
Product: adrenoceptor alpha 1B
Exons: 2
Coding region: 1-1533 (510 amino acids)
Biological process (GO): adenylate cyclase-activating adrenergic receptor signaling pathway; regulation of vasoconstriction; phospholipase C-activating G protein-coupled receptor signaling pathway
Cellular component (GO): membrane
Molecular function (GO): alpha1-adrenergic receptor activity
Source: RefSeq, a predicted model, not a curated record